UAUAAAUAUAUUUCCUAGGAUAUUCCAGUUCAUUUUGAUCAGUGAAUACAAAUGUUAAUUUAAUGUAUUAUGUUACCCGUAUUAUUUUCUGUUGAUUAUACACUGAAAACAGUGUGGUGGACAUUUUAUGGUGUUUUAUGUCAGAAAUAAAAAUGUAUUGAUUGCUGUAUCAAUAUUUUUGACAGUAUUGAACUUAAGAGAAAUAGCCAAAAUAUUAGUUAAGAAAAAAAAAUGUAUUCUACGUAGGGAAUAAGUAGGCAAAUUAGUCAAUGAUUUAAUUGUUUUGUUGCAAAACUUUGGACUACUGAAAUUAUUUUCUUGUUUAGGUUGUCUGCUUGAUACAUGUUGCCUGAAAUUUCUUUGAACUAAUCUACAUUUAUGAGUAUUUCUUAUAAUUCUGAGUAAUUGAUUCCAAAUCUCUAACCACCUAUGUUGUUCACAGGUUUGUUUUUAUCUGACUAUUUCAAAUAGAUUAAACCAUCAUGACAUCCAAAAGCACUGUGAGUGGUGAUGACCGCUUCUAUAAGGUUAAAAAGGACCCUCGUUUCUGGGAGAUGCCCGACAGAGAGCGCAAAGUCAAGAUCGACAAGCGUUUUCAGUCCAUGUUCCAUGACGAACACUUUACUACAGUCGAUAAACGCGGUCGACCUGUCAACCACUCAUCAACCGAAGACCUAAAACGCUUCUACAAGCUCUCUGACUCUGAACAGUCCAACGAGGAUGAGGAGAAAGACGAGACGGAAAAGACCAAGAGGAAGACAAAGAAGGCAAUACAGUUAGAAGGUCAUAAUGAAGCUCAAGCUGAUGAUGAGGAGGAGGAAUCUGAAGAGGCUCUUUUAGAAAAAUCUUUCAAGAAAGCCAAAAAGAAGUCAAAAGAUCCAAAGAAAAAUGAGGACAAGGAGUCUGAUGUUGAAAAGGAAGAUGAUGAUGAAGAUGUCAGCAUGGAAAAUGGUUCUUCUGAAGGUGAUGAUGAUGAUGUUGAUGAUGAUGAUGAUGAGAGUGAGUCAGAGGAAGACAGUGAAAGUGGGCCUGAUCUGGCCAGAGGGAAGGGGAACAUUGAGACCAGCUCUGAUGAAGAUGAAGAUGGUGAAGAUGAGGUGGAGGAAUACCUGCGGCGUAAGGAAGAGGAGAUUGAGCACGACUGGGGCGAGAUGUGGAAAGAUGCUCCACUCACUGAGGAUACUUUCCAACGGUUGGGGGUUUGUUACAUGGAUUUGGACAGACUGAAAGCAAAAGAUCUUUUGGCUCUUUUGAACUCUUUUAAACCCAAACGAGGUGUGGUGCUCUCUGUCACCAUACGUAUUCUUCUAUUUAUCUAUCCUUCUGAGUUAGGGAAAGAGAGGAUGCAGGCAGAACAGACUCGUCCGCUGGAGCUCACCAGUCUCCCGGAGAACCCUGAUGCAGAUACAGACGAGCAGAGGAUGUACCGAGAGAAGGUGCGCGAUUACCAGUUCAAACGUCUGCGUUAUUAUUACGCCAUGGUGGAGUGCGACUCUGCCGAAACGGCGGCAAAGAUUUACGAGGAGUGUGACGGCUUUGAGUACAAGAGCAGCUGCUCCACAAUCGACCUGCGGUUCAUCCCUGAUGAUGUGACUUUUGAUGACGAGCCAAAGGACAGAGCCACAGAUGUAGAUUACGCUUCAUACAAACCCAAAAUCUUCACGUCCACUGCCACCACUACAGCCAAGGUUGAGCUGACGUGGGAUGAAGCGGAUCAUGACCGGGUCACGACUCUCUGCAGGAAGAACGAGCUGUUGUAUAUGGACUUCAAGGCUUAUCUGGCCUCAUCCAGUGAGGAGGAAGAGCCAGAAAUUGUAAAGCCUGUUGAGUCUCUUCCUGAGGCGAGUAAGGGGAAGAAAGACUCGGAUCAAAUCGUGAAAUACAGAGAACUACUGAGGAGCAUUAAGGACAAAGACAAACAGAUGGACGACAACAUGGACAUGGGGAUCACAUGGGUACCAGCUGGAGGUGGCUUAUACCGGAAGAUGUCCACAUUCAAGGUGGAUAAUGGCGAUGCUCUUGUCACGCUGAAAAAUAAGGUUGAUGUUCAGGAUACUCGCUUCCAGGCCAUGUUUACAUCCCAUCUUUACAAUCUGGACCCGUGUGAUCCAGCCUACAAGAAGACCAAAGGCAAACAGAGCAUCUUAGAAGAGAAACAGAGGCGCAGAGAAGAGGAGCAGCACGGCCAGGAGAUGGCGCUGAAGAGCAAAUCUGCAGAGGAGAAAGCCAAACCAGAGGCCAUGGGUGCAGGAGACUCAUCCUCCACUAAAGUCAUGGACCCUAAUUUAUCAAUGCUUAUUAAAUCCAUCAAGAACAAAACGCAACAGUUUCAAGCACGCAAGAAACAGAGGAUGAAAUAGACUCUGACAACAAGAGACUCUGGAAGGCAUCUUAUGUAAUUAGGUUGGCUUCCUUGUUCCCUUUCUAGGGACUUAUCCAUGCUAGGAGGCUAAACGUUUGACCUGAUAAUAAGCUUCAUAUUUUGUAUGCAAGAUGAUCAUUGACAAGUUAUCUCCUAAUUCAAACCCAUUAAAACUUUGUAUUCAGACUGAGCAUGGCCAUUACUUUUUUCCCUUUUCUCCCCAAUUUGGAAUGCCCAAUUCCCAAAAGUCCUCAUGGUGGUGUAGUGACUCGCCUCAAUCCGGGUGGCGGAGGAUGAAUCUCAGUUGCCCCCACGUCUGAGACCGUCAAUCCACGCAUCUUAUCACGUGGCUUGUUGAGCGCGUUACUGCGGAGACAUAGAGCGUGUGAAGGCUUCACGCUGUUCUCCGCGGCAUCCACGCACAACUCACCAUGCGCCCCACCGAGAGCGAGAACCACAUAAUAGUGACCACGAGGAGGUUACCCCAUGUGACUCUACCCUCCCUAGCAACCGGGCCAAUUUGGUUGCUUUGGAGACCUGGCUGGAGUCACUCAGCAUGCCCUGGAUUCGAACUCGCGACUCCAGAUGUGGUAGUCAGAGUCAAUACUCACUGAGCUACCCAGGCCCCGAGCAUGGCCAUUUUUGAUAGAUGAAACUUUCAACAGCCGUAGCUUUGUACACAAAUCUGAUCUUAAACAUUUAAACUGUCUGCACUGUCAUUUUUCAAGCGAUAAAAUCUGAUCUGUUUGUUCACUGUGUAAGUCAAUAGGUUAUUGACUUAAGCAUCAAGAGUUGUUUUCUUCUAAAACAAA
Myxocyprinus asiaticus (Chinese sucker) is the source of this 3174-nucleotide messenger RNA. RefSeq names its product ESF1 homolog. Gene Ontology annotation, molecular function: RNA binding. The record is from RefSeq and is a predicted model, not a curated record. Gene Ontology annotation, cellular component: nucleus. NCBI's taxonomy places the organism in Eukaryota, Metazoa, Chordata, Actinopteri, Cypriniformes, Catostomidae. Gene Ontology annotation, biological process: rRNA processing.